This is a messenger RNA of Fusarium mangiferae, 723 nucleotides long. RefSeq lists its product as uncharacterized. Bases 1 to 723 code for a protein of 240 amino acids. Lineage: Eukaryota; Fungi; Ascomycota; Sordariomycetes; Hypocreales; Nectriaceae. The record is from RefSeq and is a predicted model, not a curated record. The transcript is spliced from 2 exons.
AUGGCCAUCCUUGCGGCAUUCUUCCGCUCUUUUGAGGGCGUCGUACUCAGUAUAACAGCCAUCCACAUAGUCCUCACCACUUUGUCGAACUGGAUAUGUCGACCCGCUACUCCUACACCAGAAGAGCUCAUACGAUCAAGACGCGAAAACCAUACCGCCGGUCGAUCGGCCGUGAACAGAGUUGUUGAAGCUGCUCCCCGGACAGCCGCUGGCAAGCACCCCUACCAUAAGCCUUGUCACAGAUGGUGGUGGUAUGCUAUGGCCUUAUGGCCAGCCCCUAGUGACCGUCUUUGCCGUCAGCCUCGUCGCAAAUGGCGGUGGUACAUUGUGGCCCUGUGGCCAGCUCGCGAUGACCCAAAUCGGUGGUUCAUUCUGAUCACAGCCUUGUCCAUUAGGUCAUGUUCGAUUCUUUACGGUCCUCUCGUUUCUGGCACUCGAAGUCGGACGUGGCGCUUACUUCUACCAUCUCUUGAAAGACUGCUCUGUUCUGAUUCAAGAAGUAUGCAUUGGUCUCAUGGGUCAUGUCACUGGUGGCUUCUGCCGCCUCGGCAGUCUAUUCGCUGUCCCUCCGAUGAAUCAUUGAACAAGCAGCGACGAGGAAAGUCGACGGAAACCUGGAAUCAUGGUAGGAAGAAGCAAUCUUGGGUGGAAGAGUCUUUGGGACAGCUGAACGAUCAACAACGCUGCCGAAGGGGGGUUUGGGUUACGAGGUCAAGGAUAUGA